AUGGUGACGAAGUACCCAGCUGUAUUCCGAGACGGUCUGGGAAGAUGUACAAAAACGAAAGUUCAUCUUGAGCUCAAACCUGACAGCCAGCCCAAGUUCUUCAAAGCAAGACCAAUACCAUUCUCUAUCCGUACGGCUGUAGAACGCGAUCUAGAGCGACAGGUGGCUAAUGGAGUGCUAUCCCCGAUUGAAACGUCCUCUUGGGCUACGUCCAUCGUCGUUGUCCCCAAGCCAAACGGCGCAGUUCGCGUAUGCCGUGAUUUCAGCGUGACGGUAAAUCCGCAGCUAGACAUUGCACAGUACCCUCUUCCGCGUCCAGAAGAGUUGUUUGCUAAGCUGAAUGGAGGGGUCAUCUUCUCGAAGCUCGACCUCUCAGAAGCAUACCUUCAGAUGGAGCUAGACGACGAUGCAAAGAAGGUACUAGUCGUCAACACCCACACAGGACUUUUUCAAUUUCAUCGAAUGCCUUUUGGUAUAGCCUCCGCACCUGCCAUAUUCCAGAGAACGAUUGAGCAAGUUACAGCUAGACUGGACUAUGUAGCAUGUUACUUGGAUGACAUCAUCGUCACUGGAACUACGUUAGAGCACCAUCUUUCUAACCUAGCGAAGGUUUUCCAGCGUCUCAGUGAUUUUGGUUUCACUUUAAAGAAAGAAAAAUGCGCCUUCUUCAAGCAAGAAGUCGAGUACCUGGGCCAAAUCGUUUCAAAGGAAGGCUUUCGACCAUCGCCCAAGAAGAUUUCAGCUAUACUGAAUAUGCCCGAACCACAGUUUCGCUGGUACUGGUCUUCCGAAUGCGUCGAAGCUUUUGAGACGGUGAAGCUCAAAUUAUCAGCGCCCGGGUCCUUAGCGCACUACGAUCCAGCAAGACCACUGUUUCUUGCUGCUGACGCAUCAUCCAAAGGACUGGGGGCAGUCAUGUUUCAUAGGAUUGAUGGCAAAGAGCGUCCCAUCGCCCGCGCUUCCAAAACGCUCACCUCUGCCGAGAAAAAGUACGCUCAAAUUGAGCGAGAAGCGCUUGCCAUCAUCUUCGGCGUCAAGAAGUUCCAUGAGUACUUGUGGGGACGCAGGUUCACUCUGUACACUGACCACAAGCCUUUGACAACCAUCUUCGGUCCGUACAAGGGGAUACCGGUAACGGCCGCCAAUCGUUUACAGAGGUGGGCCUUCAUCCUAAUGAGUUACUCAUUCGACAUUAUCUACAAGCCAACAACAGACAUUGGAAAUGCUGUCGGCCUGCCUAGCAGUACACUCUAA
Messenger RNA from Ornithodoros turicata, 1254 nucleotides. RefSeq lists its product as uncharacterized. The transcript has 2 exons. Lineage: Eukaryota; Metazoa; Arthropoda; Arachnida; Ixodida; Argasidae. The coding region runs from base 1 to 1254 and encodes 417 amino acids. The record is from RefSeq and is a predicted model, not a curated record.